ACUGUUUAUUACAUUACCUGUGAUAUUUUGCAUCCGUUUUGAUUAUUUGAUGAAAUUGCAAGUACAAGAACUGCGCUUGCAAAUAGUAUUACAAUAAGAUUUAAAAUAAUAAAUAGUUUUGUAAACCGCAUAAAUUAAUUAAGCAGUUAUGUCAUAUCAACUGUAUAGAAAUACGACAAUUGGAAAUACAUUACAGGAAAGCCUUGAGGAAUUAAUACAGUAUGGUCAAAUAACACACUCACUGGCUUUAAAAGUCAUGUUACAGUUCGAUAGAUCUAUAAAUCAAGCCUUAUCCAACAGAGUAAAGUCUAGACUAACUUUUAAGGCAGGAAAGCUAAAUACUUAUAGGUUUUGUGAUAAUGUAUGGACAUUUAUGUUAAAUGAUGUAGAGUUUAGGGAAGUUCAAGAAGUUGCUAAGGUGGAUAAAGUAAAAAUUGUUGCUUGUGAUGGUAAAAGUAAGUAUUGCAUGUAUUUAUACUAUAUAUACUUUUAUGCUACUGGUAGCUUUUUACUGGUGGUAGAGCUUUGUGCAAGCUCGUCUGGGUAGGUACCACCCACUCAUCAGAUAUUCUACCGCAAAACAGCAGUACUUGGUAUUGUUGUGUUCCGGUUUGAAGGGUGAGUGAGCCAGUGUAAUUACAGGCACAAGGGACAUAACAUCUUAGUUCCCAAGGUUGGUGGCGCAUUGGUGAUGUAAGCGAUGGUUAACAUUUUUUACAUUGCCAAUGUCUAAGGGCGUUUGGUGACCACUUACCAUCAGGUGGCCCAAAUGCUCGUCCGCCUUCCUAUACUAUAAAAAAAAAAAAAAAAAGGCUGUAAUUUGUCUGGCGUGUGACGAUAUUAAUGAUAAUUAUUUCGAAU
Molecule: messenger RNA, 861 nt
Organism: Nymphalis io (European peacock)
Lineage: Eukaryota; Metazoa; Arthropoda; Insecta; Lepidoptera; Nymphalidae
Gene: TfIIA-S
Product: transcription initiation factor IIA subunit 2
Exons: 4
Coding region: 149-547 (132 amino acids)
Biological process (GO): RNA polymerase II preinitiation complex assembly; transcription initiation at RNA polymerase II promoter
Cellular component (GO): transcription factor TFIIA complex
Molecular function (GO): TBP-class protein binding; RNA polymerase II general transcription initiation factor activity
Source: RefSeq, a predicted model, not a curated record